Symbiodinium sp. CCMP2592 is the source of this 894-nucleotide messenger RNA. Lineage: Eukaryota; Dinophyceae; Suessiales; Symbiodiniaceae. The record is from the annotation of a GenBank genome assembly.
AUGGCCACAAGAAUGGGCUUCGCGCUCACUGGCGCGAUCAUUGGCAGGAUGGCUUUGGGCUUGAAGAUCAAUGAAGUGCUUAAUGAAGUGCAGUCGGAUCUGCAGCAGGGGCUUGCAUUGCAGGCUGAUUUCGAGAGGUAUGCAGCAACGUUGCCUGAGGGCGCUACGAAAGAGCUCCUGCGUAGCUUCAAGAUCUGUGGGUCUUGCAACAACUUCCGCCGCUUUGGUGAAACACAUGAUGGAGGCUAUCUCAUGUGCAUGGACCACAUGGACGGUGUUACGGCCGCAUAUUCCGUCGGCGUAGAGCAGCACGACAAGUGGUCUGGUGAUGUGACUGGAACCUGGAAGGUGCCUGUGUAUCAAAUGGACUGCACGGUAAGUCAGCCAGCUGAGAUGUGCCCAGGUUGCAAAUUCUUCCGCAGCUGCCUGACGGGUUCGACACCUGGUGGCCCACAGCCAGCUUGGACCUUGACGGAGACCUUGCAGCACACUGGGCAGGCAUCAGCACCCGACAGAAGUCUGUUUGGCAAGAUCGACAUUGAGGGAUCGGAAUGGGGUGCCUUCGCAUCCGCCGACGUCUCAACGCUGAAGAAGUUCCGGCAGUUGGCUGUGGAGUUCCACUGGUUGCAGGAGGUUCACAAGCACCCAGACUACUUGAGAGCCAUGCAGAAGUUGCAGCUUGCCGGUUUCCGUGUAGUGCAUCUGCAUGGCAACAACUACGCGUCGAUGUUCGACACCACGGACUACAAGAUUCCACAGGUGGUAGAGGUGACUUUCGACUCAUCAGCACAGCCGAUGGCAACUUGCCUCCAGGAUCAGAAGAUGCGUCCUCUUGACAUGCCCAACAACGCCGCCAAUGCAGAGCUUCCCCUAGCUCACCUCCCGAGCUUAUGA